GCCUAGUCCCCUCGGCGGCUCCAGGGCUCGCUCUUCGCUAUUCUCCAGUCUGUCUCCCGGCCCUCGGGGUCCUCGCGCAUUCUGCGCAGUUAUUUCUCGGAAAGUGGAACCAUGCGUUCAAAGUUGUGGCCAACCAAGAGGCAGCGUGACUUUAUUCGUGUGGCGAAUAAAGAUGUGGCCAACCAAAGAGGCAGCGUGACUGGCUCCACUGGUGCUCUAGGCCCAAGCACUUUCUACCAAAGCAAUCGUGGCGGAGGCGAGGGAGGGGGAUACCCCGGGUGGAAUACCCCUUUCUUCCAACAAAUGGAAAGAUGCCACGAAGAAGGGCUGUUGAUUUGUGGGGGAUUUUGAAGAGAGGAGGAAUAGGAGGAAGGGGUUGAGGGGCUGUCUCUGGCAUAUGCACACACGCACACAUUCUCUCACACCCCUCACACACACACAUACCGUGUUCUCCAUCCCCCCAGGUCCAGCCUUCAGUGCAGUCCCGUCCAGCAGGGCUGCCCUGAAGCUCUGGCUGCAGCCCUCCCGUCCAGCGGGCGGGCGGCUUCAUCCCUCCUCUCUCUCCCAAAGCCCAACUGCUGUCACUGCAUGCUCUGCCAAGGAGGAGGGAACUGCAGUGACAGCAGGAGUAAGAGUGGGAGGCAGGACAGAGCCGGGACACAGGUAUGGAGAGGGGGUGUAGCGAGCCUAGAGAGGGCAGACGAUCAGGGUGCUGGCGGUGAGAGUCCAGGGAGAGGAGCGGAAACAGAAGAGGAACAGAAGACAGGGGCACUUGUGGGUUGCAAGCCCCUCAGCCAUGUUGGGAGCCAAGCCACACUGGCUACCAGGUCCCCUACACAGUCCUGGGCUUCCCUUGGCUCUGAUGCUUCUGGCCCUGGGGGCCGGGUGGGCCCAGGAGGGGUCAGAGCCGGUCUUACUGGAGGGGGAGUGCCUUGUGGUCUGUGAGCCUGGGCGAGCUGCCGCAGGGGGGCCCGGAGGAGCAGCCCUGGGAGAGGCGCCCCCUGGGCGAGUGGCAUUUGCUGCGGUCCGAAGCCACCACCAUGAGCCAGCAGGGGAAACCGGCAAUGGCACCAGUGGGGCCAUCUACUUCGACCAGGUCCUGGUGAACGAGGGCGGUGGCUUUGACCGGGCCUCCGGCUCCUUCGUAGCCCCUGUCCGGGGUGUCUACAGCUUCCGGUUCCAUGUGGUGAAGGUGUACAACCGCCAAACUGUCCAGGUGAGCCUGAUGCUGAACACGUGGCCUGUCAUCUCAGCCUUUGCCAAUGACCCUGAUGUGACCCGGGAGGCAGCCACCAGCUCUGUGCUACUGCCCUUGGACCCCGGGGACCGAGUGUCUCUGCGCCUGCGUCGGGGGAAUCUACUGGGUGGCUGGAAAUACUCAAGUUUCUCUGGCUUCCUCAUUUUCCCUCUCUGAGGACCCAAGCCUUUCAAGCACAAGAAUCCAGCCCCUGACAACUUUCUUCUGCCCUCUCUUGCCCCAGAAACAGCAGAGGCAGGAGAGAGACUCCCCUCUCGCUGCCUAGAUCCCACCUCCUUGCAUGGGACCCUGUGCCAAACACCCAAGUUUAAGAGAAGAGUAGAGCUGUGGCAUCUCCAGACCUGGUCUUUCCACCCACCCACCACCAGUUCCCCUCCCAGCCACCUGCUGCAUCUGUUCCUGCCUGCAGCCCUAGAAUCAGGACAAGGUUUGGCAAGAAGGAAGAUCUGCACUACUUUGCAGCCUCUGCUCCUCCUGUUCCCCCACCCCAGCUUCCUGCUCAAUGCUGUUCAGGAACAGGUGGCACAGGUGAGCCUCACAGGCCCCCACAGGAGCCCAGAUGGACAAGCCUCAGCAUACCCUGCAGGCUUCUUCCUGUGAGGAAUGCCAGCAUCAGAGAUCUCAGCCAGCACCGUCAGAAGCUGAACCAGCACUGUAUGGGCUAGGGUGGGAAGCUCAGCCACAGGCAGAAGUGUGGGAAGAGCCUGGAGUCUGUAGCUGGUGAGGAAGGAAGGAGGGUGUAUUGUCUAGUCUGAACAUGGUGCACAUUCUGCAUGUAUAGCAGAGCAGCCAGCAGGCAGCAAUCCUGGCUGUCCUUCUAUGCCAGAUCCCAGAUAGACUCUGGCCCUUACCUCCCCACCUGAGACUAGGGUGAGUGUGUUUGCUCUGGCUGAGAGCAGAGCUGAGAGCAGGUAUACAGAGCUGGAGGUGGACCAUGGAAAACAUCGAUAACCAUGCAUCCUCUUGCUUGGCCACCUCCUGAAACUGCUCCAUCUUUGAAGUUUGAACGUCAGUCCCUCCACACUCUGACUGCUGCCUCCUUCCUCCCAGCUCUCUCACUGAGUUAUCUUCACUGUACCUGUUCCAGCCUAUCUACACCAUCUCUCUUUCUCCUGAUAUGUGCUAUCUUAUUCUCCUCCUUAGGCCUCCUAUUACCUGGGAUUCCAUGAUUCAUUCCUUCAGACCCUCUCCUGCCAGUAUGCUAAACCCUCCCUCUCUCUUUCUUAUCCUGCUGUCCCAUUGGCCCAGCCUGGAUAAAUCUAUCAAUAAAACAACUAGAGAAUGGCGGUCAGUGAGACACUAUAGGAUCACUAAAGAGAAGAUGCCUCUGGAGUUUGGAUCGGGUGUUACAGGUACAAGUAGGUAUGUUGCAGAGGAAAAUAAAUAUUAAACUGUAUACUAAAGUUACAUUUUAAAA
Messenger RNA from Piliocolobus tephrosceles (Ugandan red Colobus), 2675 nucleotides. It is a transcript of the gene CBLN3, whose product is annotated as cerebellin 3 precursor. The transcript has 3 exons. Gene Ontology annotation, molecular function: protein binding. Gene Ontology annotation, biological process: maintenance of synapse structure. The record is from RefSeq and is a predicted model, not a curated record. Bases 797 to 1414 code for a protein of 205 amino acids. Lineage: Eukaryota; Metazoa; Chordata; Mammalia; Primates; Cercopithecidae. Gene Ontology annotation, cellular component: synapse.